Messenger RNA from Meleagris gallopavo (turkey), 5500 nucleotides. Lineage: Eukaryota; Metazoa; Chordata; Aves; Galliformes; Phasianidae. The record is from RefSeq and is a predicted model, not a curated record.
UAUAAUGUUGUGUUCAUUCAUACAGCAGACAGAGCCAAGAUAGUGGAAGGACACGGACCAAGCUGACUAUGGAGGAGCUGAAAGCAUUUGUGCAUCAGUUAUUUAGCUUGCCAUGUGUUAUCAGCCAGGCCCGACAAGUAAAGAAUCUACUUGAUGAUGUAGAAGAAUUUCACGAGCGUGCUCAAGAAGCUAUGAUGGAUGAGGUCCCAGACUCGUCCAAGCUGCAAGAGUUAAUAGACAUGGGCUCUGGCCUUUAUGUAGAACUUCCUGAACUGCCAAGGCUGAAGCAGGAACUGCAGCAGGCACGGUGGCUAGAUGAGGUGAGAUCCACCCUCUUGGAUCCUCAGAGGGUCACCCUAGAUGUGAUGAAAAAGCUGAUCGACUCAGGUGUGGGCUUGGCACCACAUCAUGCUGUAGAGAAAGCCAUGGCUGAACUUCAGGAGUUACUCACAGUUUCGGAGAGGUGGGAGGAGAAAGCCAAGGUCUGCCUGCAGGCCAGACCACGCCAAAGCAUGAUGGCUCUGGAGGGCAUUGUGAAUGAAGCAAAGAACAUCCCUGCUUACCUGCCCAAUGUGCUUGCACUGAAAGAAGCCCUGCAGCGGGCUAGAGACUGGACGGCCAAAGUGGAGGCCAUUCAGAAUGGGAACAACUAUGCCUACUUGGAGCAACUGGAGAGCUUGUCUGCCAAAGGCCGCCCAAUACCAGUGCGCCUUGAUGCCUUGCCACAGCUGGAGUCACAGGUAGCUGCUGCGCGGGCUUGGAGAGAGCGCACGGGAAGGACCUUCCUGAAGAAGAACUCGAGCUACAGUCUGUUACAGGUUCUGAGCCCUCGCACUGAUAUUGGUGUUUAUGGGAGCAGUAAGAAUAGACGGAAGAGGGCAAAGGAGUUGAUGGAGAAGGAAAAGGAGAAAGAUCUUGAUUUGGAAUCCCUGAGUGAACUGGAAGAUGGGCUGGAGGAGGCCAGGGACACUGCAGCUGUGGUGGCCAUAUUCAAGGAGCGGGAACAGAAGGAGAUUGAAGCCAUGCAUGCUCUCAGAGCAGCUAACCUGGCCAAGAUGACUAUGGUGGAUCGUAUAGAAGAAGUCAAAUUCUGUGUCUGCCGCAAAACAGCUAGUGGAUUCAUGCUGCAGUGUGAGCUGUGCAAAGACUGGUUUCAUAGCGGCUGCGUGCCUCUCCCCAAAACAAGUUCUCAGAAGAAGGGCUCUAGUUGGCAGGCCAAAGAAGUGAAGUUUUUGUGUCCACUUUGCAUGCGUUCUCGAAGGCCACGUCUUGAGACGAUACUGUCUCUGCUGGUGUCCCUGCAGAAGCUGCCUGUACGGCUGCCGGAAGGGGAGGCAUUGCAGUGCUUGACAGAACGGGCCAUGAGUUGGCAGGAUCGAGCACGGCAAGCCUUGGCUACUGAUGAGUUGUCCUCUGCUUUGGCUAAGCUUUCUGUGCUCAGCCAGCGAAUGGUGGAGCAGGCAGCACGGGAGAAAACAGAGAAAAUAAUCAGUGCAGAGCUACAGAAGGCAGCAGCCAACCCAGAUCUUCAGGGACACUUAACUAGUUUCCAGCAGUCAGCCUUUAACAGAGUGAUAGGGAGUGUGUCCUCUUCCCCUCGGCAGACUUUGGAUUAUGAUGAUGAAGAGACAGAUUCUGAUGAAGACAUCAGGGAAACAUAUGGCUAUGACAUAAAGGACAAUGCCAGCGUAAAAUCUUCUAGCAGCUUAGAACCCAAUUUGUUUUGUGAUGAGGAAAUCCCCAUUAAAUCAGAGGAAGUGGUGACACAUAUGUGGACUGCUCCCUCAUUCUGUGCCGAACACGCGUAUUCAUCUGCUUCUAAAAGCUGCUCUCAAGGUUCCAGCACUCCAAGAAAGCAGCCUCGGAAAAGUCCAUUGGUACCUCGCAGUUUGGAGCCCCCUGUAUUGGAGCUAUCACCUGGAGCAAAGGCUCAGUUAGAAGAUUUAAUGAUGGUAGGAGACCUACUUGAGGUAUCACUGGAUGAAACUCAACACAUCUGGCGGAUUUUACAGGCUACUCACCCACCCUCUGAAGACAGAUUCCUUCAUGUAAUGGAGGAUGACAGCAUGGAUGAGAAACCGCUGAAAAUGAGAGGGAGAGACUCGUCUGAGAGGAAGCGGAAACGAAAGCUGGAGAGAGCAGAGCAGUUCUUUGGAGAUAUGAAGCAAAAAUCUAAAGAGUUGAAAAAAUUAGAAAAACCGAAGAAAAAGAAGCUAAAACUCACGAUGGAUAAGACAAAGGAGCUGAACAAGCUGGCAAAGAAACUGGCCAAGGAAGAGGAGCGGAAGAAGAAGCGAGAGAAGGUGGUUGUGGCAAAGGUGGAGCUGGCAAAGGAGAGCACAGAGAAAAAAAGAGAGAAGAAAGUUCUAGAUAUUCCUUCUAAGUAUGACUGGUCAGGAGCUGAGGAGUCAGAUGAUGAGAAUGCAGUAUGUGCUGCACAGAACUGCCAGAGGCCCUGCAAAGACAAAGUAGACUGGGUGCAGUGUGAUGGUGGCUGCGAUGAGUGGUUUCAUCAAGUUUGCGUUGGUGUCUCUCCAGAAAUGGCUGAGAAUGAGGAUUACAUCUGUAUAAACUGUGCAAAGAAAACAAUGCAGGGACCAAGUAGCCCUGCUCAUGCGCCACCUCCUUCUUUCUUGUUGAGCUACAAACUCCCAAUGGAAGAUCUUAAGGAGACAAGUUAGCAACUGCUUGAUGUCUGGAACUUGCUGAGAAAUGGACCGCUGAAACCCCUACAGAAAGAGAGGGUUUGAAUCUAAUGUAGCCACUGAGCUUCACUUCCAAGGAUGUACAGACCUGCAGCAGAGUUGGUCCCUUCCUUACAGCUGGCUUCCUUCAUACAGCGGGGACGUCAAGGCACAGUGGUUCUGACUCAUCUAUGCAGACACCGCCUCAUUAGGAGCUGCAGCCAGUGUUUUGACUUGAGUAUUUCCAUCUUUGAGAGUGGCUGUUGCUCUUAGAGACUGAGCUAACCCGAGGCUGUUAGAUUAGAUGCUUCAGGGUGUUAGAAGUCCAUGUUGGCAGUGGAGCUGGCCUGGAAUUGGUGGCAUGAGCUGGAGCUUUUAGCCGUAGCAGGUUGUCCUAAGGAGAUUUUGGAAGUUAUCUUUUGCCUCCUCCUGCCAACCCAGUGAGAAGGGCAAUGUCUUGAGAGAGUUGUCUCCGUAUCCAGGCGGCUAACACUACUCUAUAAGGAUGGGAGCAAGUGGAUGAAUGAAUGAAUUUCUCUUUUGUAGCUAAAGGGCAGAGGAGCUCAUGAUCUCAGAAAUAGCAAAGGUUCUGUGUACCAAAAAGAAACCCAAUUCUACUCUGCUAGCAAAAUUUUUUACCUUAGUGGGGACAGCUGAUCUUCCUGUCCUGAGGGGGGCCAGGAAAAAAUGAUGUCCAUCUUGACCAGAGCUUGUGAAAAGCAGAGUGCUUCCCUUUCUGCAGGGGUGCCCUCUCCUGUUCUAGGCUUUGCUUAGAGUUCCGCACUCCUGCACGUUAAAGUUGUCUCACGCAGGAUGGAGCUGGCAAGGAGGUACAGGGCACCAGCUUCUGUGAUCUGUACCCAGGAAUGGGAAGGAAAGAAGACAGCCCACUUACCUCAGAGGUUACACUGACAUGUGCUUCUGUGAAAAGUUUCACUCACAACUAUUUCCAGUAUCACCAGGCUACGGGCAUGGCCUCGAGAGAUACCAGCAAGCAGUCUGCAGAUACUGUUCACAGUGCAAAUUCCCCUCCCUGCUGGCCUUGCUGGAUGCGUACCAGUCAGCAACAGUUCUUGUUGAAAGUUACCCCUGGCUUUGCCAGAGGACCAGAGGGCUUGGGGUCAUCCUGGGUGACAGUUGUUUUAGUAAAUCCAUUUUUAAAGAAGGACUUGUUUUUACUUUUUUCUAAAUGUCUCAGACUACUGACUUGUUCUAUAAAUAGAUUAUUUUUCUUUGAUUUUUUUAUACUUACCACUGUUAACCAGCAGCACAGACAGAGGUUCACAAAGCAAAAACCUGCCCGUGGGCUUGGGUUUUUUACUCCAUUCCUUCCUUGUAGUACAAGGAAUUAGCAGUUACCUUCCCCAUUCUUGCCUGACCAGCUGCCUGUGUUUAAAUAGGUAAAUACAUUUCACGUGCUACCUUUGUGUUUGGGUUUGUUCCUAUUUAGUGGGGCAUCUGGGCCUUAAUGACUCCAGUCAGUGCUGGCUUUUGUGUAUGUGAAUGUCUGAAGCUAGCCACUGGGCUGUCUUGUCCCCCCCCUUCCACUCGCUCCCUAUUGUGUUUCCAUUCUUCUGCAGUUCUAGGAGUGUUGUAAGUAGUGUCCAGUCUUACUAGGAGCUGGAUUGGGAUUUAAAAGAAAAUUGACAAAAACAAAAGUGUUCUGUCUUGACUGUUCUGUGUCCAUUCUCUUGUUCUCUGAUAUUUGGAAGUUUAUUUAUCUGGCAGAAUUGUCCAUCCAAAAAGGAAAAAAAACAAACAAACAACAAAACCUCAGCUCAGGUAGAUGAACUUUAUUGGUUUGUUUUAUUUGUGCCUGCUACCUGGGGAGAGGAAGAUGUGCAACAGAAAGGAGCUAGGGCGGAGGGCAGAAGGUGCAGGAUCUUGGGAGUUUUUUGAGUGCAGAUCGGUCACUGGCUUCUAAUUCCUGCUCCUUGAAGACGAAUGUAUUAAAUGGAAGCUGUGGUUAAGCAUGUGGCUGAACGGGCACCCUAGCAAACUUAAAGAGUAUUAUUUGUUUACUUAGUUAUGAAGGAGUCUAUGCUAUAGCUAGACAUGCCCUCUUUUUUGCAUCCACUUACAUUUUUUUUCUUCUCGAUGUACGUUUAGUUUUGGUAAACUGGUUUAAACAGUUGUUACUUUCCUUCAGGCUUUAACUGAUGGUACUACAUAAAUGUUUCCCUAUAUGGAGUGGAUAGACUCUCUGUCACAGAUGUUUAAUUGUUCCAGAAGUAGACUAGUACAAGAUUUUGUAAAGAAUCCCAGUGUCUGUAUUCUUUCAUGACUCCUAGAAUUCGUGACACGACAAGGAAAAUGUGGUCAGCAUAUCCUGUUAACUGUUGAGCAUAUCCUCUUAACCAUUCUUACAUUCUCUGUCGUGAUAAAAGUCAUUGUUAUAUGUAAUUUACCAUCAACUGGAAAGAGUUCUUUUAGUAAAUCUGCAUUGAAUGUUCUUGUUUCUCUGAGUAGAAGGUGUGAUCAUGACCAGAAGGAAGCAAAGAGCUAUACAAUGCAGUGGUCAAUCGUUCUCCUUGUAACAGGCGUAAAAAACAGUGAACAAGAAAUGGGCAAGUAGUCACCUUCUUAGUAGCUGUUUUCAUGUGACCAUAUGAGGAGGUUUUUAGCUUCUCAAAAGGAGAUUACUGCACUUCUUUAGUUGCGUGUUUCCCAUCUACUUUUGGGUAAGGUGUUCAUAAACCGAAGACCAUUAUUAGCUUUACAUCUCUCUGUUUAAACAUUUAUUUUUAAAAGCAUAAUUCUUCCCAAAGGAUUGCUGAUAGUAUAAAAUUUUGAAUAAAUGUUGACUUUUUGAAAAA